Messenger RNA from Aureococcus anophagefferens, 1578 nucleotides. RefSeq lists its product as hypothetical. Gene Ontology annotation, cellular component: mitochondrion. Lineage: Eukaryota; Pelagophyceae; Pelagomonadales; Pelagomonadaceae. The record is from RefSeq and is a predicted model, not a curated record. The transcript has a single exon. Gene Ontology annotation, biological process: glycerol metabolic process; triglyceride metabolic process; glycerol-3-phosphate biosynthetic process. Bases 1 to 1578 code for a protein of 525 amino acids. Gene Ontology annotation, molecular function: glycerol kinase activity.
AUGCACUCGACGCUCUUCGCGUCGGUGGCGCGCCGCGCCCGCCGCGUCGCACAGACGCGCUGCGCGUCCUACCUCGCGGCCAUCGACCAGGGCACGAGCUCGAGCCGCGUCAUCCUCUACGACGCCGGCUCCCUCGCUCCCGUCGCUUCCCACCAGGUCGAGCUCCAGUCCUGCACGACGAACCCCCAGCCCGGCUGGAGCCAGAUGGACCCGCUGGGUAUCCUCGCGAGCGUCGAGGCCUCGGCGGCGGGCGCCCUGGACAAGGCCGGCGCCAAGGCGUCGGAGGUCGUCGGCGUGGGCAUCACGAACCAGCGGGAAUCGACGGUCGUCUGGGACAAGCGCACGGGCGCGCCGCUCCACGACUGCAUCCUCUGGCACGACGCGCGGACGUCCGACGUGUCGCGGAGGCUCCAGGCCGAGCUCGGCGGCCUCGACGCGCUCCGGGGCUCCUGCGGCCUGCCGAUCUCGACGUACUUCUCGGGGGUGAAACUGCGGUGGCUGCUGGACGAAGUACCGGACGUCAAGGCGGGCUUCGACAACGGCCACGCCCUCUUCGGCACCGUCGACGCCUGGCUGCUCUGGAACCUCACGGGCGGUCCCGACGGCGGGCGCCACGCGACGGAUUUCACGAACGCGAGCCGCACGAUGCUCAUGGAUUUGGACGCGGGCGCCUGGGACGCGGACAACGCGACAAAGCUCGGCGUCGCGAGCGCCGUCGGCGGCCUGCCGGAGAUCGUGAGCUCCGCCGAGCCCUACGGCGCCAUCGCCGCGGGAGCGCUCGCGGGCUGCCCCGUGACGGGCAUCCUCGGCGAUCAGCAAUCGGCGAUGGUCGGCCAGCGCUGCUUCGACCCCGGCGACGCGAAGAUCACCUACGGCACGGGGGCGUUUCUCCUGAUGAACGCCGGCGAGACGCCCGUGGCGAGCACGCACGGCUUGCUCUCGACGGCGCUCUACCAGUUCGGGAGCGGCGGGCCGAGGCGCUACGCGCUCGAGGGCGCCGUCGCGUGCUGCGCCGUGGGCAUCAACUGGUUCCGCGACGCGUUGGGCAUGUUCGAGGAGGCCCCCGAGAUCUCGGCCCUGGCCGCGUCCGUCGAUUCGGCCGAGGGCGUGUGUUUCGUGUCGGCCUUUGGGGGCCUCCUGGCCCCCCGCUGGCGCGACGACGCGCGCGGCGCGCUCGUGGGCCUCACGCUGGCCCACGACAAGCGCCACGUGGCCCGCGCCGUGCUCGAGGGCAUCGCCCACCAGUCGGCGGACGUCGUCCAGGCCAUGGUCGCGGACUCGGGGAACGCGCUCACGACCCUAAAAGUCGACGGCGGCGUCGCGCUCUCCGACGAGCUCCUCCAGGCCCAGGCCGACAUCGCCGGCGCGGCGGUCUACCGGCCCGCCGACGUGGAGACGACGGCCGCGGGCGCCGCGGUGGCCGCGGGCAUCGGCGCGGGCGUCUUCGACGGGCCGGCCGCGCUCGCGGACGACGACGGCGCCGGCGCGAAAUUCGCGCCGGCCAUCGGCGCCGACGAGCGCGCGGCGCGCGUCGCGGCCUGGAACAAGGCCGUCGAGGCGUCCCUCGGCUGGGCCUAG